AUGUCCAUUCGGCAGUGGAAAGCAGCCGUCUGCCAGACCGAACCCUGCUGGCUUGACAAGACAGCGGGCGUGGCCAAGACGAUCCAACUCAUACGAGAAGCAAAAGAAAACUGCGCCGCCCUCAUCGCCUUCUCCGAGACCUGGCUCCCGGGCUACCCUCUCUUCCUCUGGAGCAAUGCCUACAUGGACAACCUGUCACUCGUUCAACGCUACAUCCAGAACAGCAUCACGGCGCAAGGUCCAGAGAUGCUGGCCAUACGGCGGACGGCCGCUGAAUGUCAAAUGUACGUCUCGCUGGGCUUUUCGGAGCGGGACGGGGCCUCGUUGUACAUCGCGCAGGUGUUGAUCGGGCCGGAUGGAAACGUGCUGCUACAUCGACGCAAACUCAAGCCGACGCACGUGGAACGGACGAUUUUCGGGGACGCGACGGGCGACUCGGUCAACAGUGUGGUCGCCACUCCGCUGGGCAAGAUUGGCAUGCUGAACUGCUGGGAGCACUUACAGCCGCUGCUGAAGUACCACGCCUACAGCCAGGGCGAAGAGGUGCACAUCGCCGCCUGGCCCAACAACCGCGUCGAGUGCACGGCCGAGCCGUGGACGCUGUCGAUGCAAGCCAGCGUGCUCAUGGCCAGCCAAUUCUACGCCCUCGAGGGCCAGACGUUCGUGCUGGCCGCCAACUACCCCAUUACGCAGGAGGGCCGCGACAAGAAUACGCCCGAGACGACCGACAAGACCAAGACGUGGAAGCGCGCUGUCGGUGGCGGCGCCGCCAGCGUCUACGGCCCCGACGGUCGCCGCCUCACCGAGCCCACCGACCACCAGUACGACGGGCUGAUCUACUGCGACAUCGACCUCGACAAGAUCUACGAGGCCAAGACGCUGGCUGACCCCGUCGGUCACUACUCCCGACCGGACCUGCUGCGGUUGUUGGUCGAUGACCAGCCCAAGAAUCACGUCGUCCGGUUGAACGAAAUGGGAACCCCACUGCCGGCGAGGACGCUCCUGUCACAGCACCGGCCUCUGGAUGCGUUGCUCGAAGCGAAGGAUUCUUGA
This is a messenger RNA of Capronia coronata CBS 617.96, 1053 nucleotides long. RefSeq lists its product as uncharacterized. The transcript has a single exon. Bases 1 to 1053 code for a protein of 350 amino acids. The record is from RefSeq and is a predicted model, not a curated record. NCBI's taxonomy places the organism in Eukaryota, Fungi, Ascomycota, Eurotiomycetes, Chaetothyriales, Herpotrichiellaceae. Gene Ontology annotation, molecular function: catalytic activity.